Exophiala dermatitidis NIH/UT8656 is the source of this 2844-nucleotide messenger RNA. RefSeq lists its product as uncharacterized. Bases 1 to 2844 code for a protein of 947 amino acids. The record is from RefSeq and is a predicted model, not a curated record. NCBI's taxonomy places the organism in Eukaryota, Fungi, Ascomycota, Eurotiomycetes, Chaetothyriales, Herpotrichiellaceae. The transcript has a single exon.
AUGAUCGCGCUUCACGAUAUAUUCCUUUCGCACCUGUGUUUCCUUUUUGUCCCACAUCUCCGUUUCCCACUCUUUGCUGAAUUCUCCAUUUCCAGAGCACCGUUCGAGUUUGACUUAACUUGCAGGAUCCUUCAUAGGUCACACAAAAUGUCACCUUCGAAGAAGCCGGCUUCGAAACUGCCGCCGAGAAGGAUAUUGACGAGACCUUCUCCUUACAGAAGACCAGUUCAACAAACAUCGCCCGGUGCUGGAGGCACCAAUGUACAGUCACCACCUCAAACCUCGAGACUGUCACCACCUCAGGCCUCGAGUCAACCAAGCAAGAAGGCCAAAGGCAAAGCCAGGGCUCGGUCAGUAGACCCCGACGACGACUACGAAGACGACGAUGAUUCUUCCGACGUCCCUUUUGGUUAUGCGCUCCCCACAAUGAUGGAAGAUUGGUCAACCGACUCCUCCGAAGAAGCAGGGCGUACGCUGAAAGAACCCUCAUUGCGACAUUCUUCCUACCCAAAAAAUCCACUACAAAACGCAUCAAGUCCUCCAUCCGCGCGCAAGACCGGCUCGGCGCAUACACCGUCAUCGAAACAAACGAAGAAAACGGCAACCCCAAGUCCGUCUCGCGCAAGUCCCGCUCGACGGUCGCCGACAGCUGGCACAAGUCCUCCCAGGGCAAUUACACGAGGUACUACACCAUCAUCAGUGAAGUUAUCAAAGCGUCGUCUUGGGGACGGUGACGAUGGGGCGGUGUUAGCCUCCUCUCCGAAACGUGUUAAAUUUCGAGAAACGCCUACGGACUUCCGACCUUCCGCAUCUCCAGGAUCUGGUCCGGGCUAUGCUGGUGCGCAAUAUGCGCACUACCAAGCUAAGCUGCAUUCCAAGAAGACGAACGAAGGACAGCACACUCACCCUGCCGGCAACAAGGAGGCUACUCCGGCCGCUGAGCGGCCACUGACCAUCGAAGACGCAGAUGGGCUGUUUCAGGAGAUUCUUGGUCGGCCCAGAGCGCUGGAACUUGGGGAGAUCUCGGCACUAUUUGUCCGCUUGCAAGAAAUGAGCUUUCGAUUGUCGCAGCGGCAUUUCGAUUUCAAACUCACCGCCCCCCAGGAGGCUGCCUGGCCCUUGCAUCUGCUAUCCACGCAAUACAAGCCGCUGAUGUUGAUGGCACAAUAUAUCGCCGACGGCAGUCGGUAUACUUGGCGCAGCUUCUUCACCAAGCCCGAACACCGGGUGCCCCUGAUCCACGGGAUCAUUGGGGAAUGGUUCAAGCACCGUAUUUUCAACCAUACGGCCUUUGGCGUCCCGGACGAGCAACUGAAAGAACUCGAGGCCAUCGACCGCGAGUACAUCCAUUACGACGCCUUUGUCCGUUGCAAGAAGCGCGCGGAGGUUCUGGAGCGGUUGAAGUUCGGCUACGGCAGCGAUGAUGAUAAUGACGAGGACCCUUACUUCCCUGACGAACAUGGCAACAAUCUCGAUGUCGCGGCCUUUGAGCUCGCAGGACAUCUUGUUCAGCUGCUCGAACCUCUCCUUCCCCCGCCCAUCUUCGACCCACUCAGGGCCAAAACCGAUCGGACUGGAAUGGAAAAGGAACGUGCCGACUCCUUGUACCACGAGAUCUUCAUGGACCUGUUUGACUUGAUCCGUCUCGCCGCCAGUCUGCACCUGUCGAUCCGCUUUACCGGAAUUGAAGGGACCAUUGUGCGUAUUGCCCCACACAUGGCCAAGGGAAGUGUCUACGACACAUCGCCCAAUGCAAACAACAUCUGCGUCAACGCCCAGUUCGUCAACGCCACCAAGCCGCUCACGGUUGGUCCGCGGGACGCACUCCAGGUGAAAAUGACCUGCUGGGGACGGGUCGAGGCCGUCGUUCCCCAGGGGCCAGAUCGGUUGCAAUUGGAGCAACAAGCAGAUGUUGCCUCGGCGGAGGAUUUCGACGGUGUGUUUCCUGUGCUGCCGUACGAUUUACAAGAGUCCAAUGCCGGCCGAGCCGCAGUUGAGCAUGACGAGCCCCUCCCCGGUACCGAAUGGAGCAUCGCCCUCGCCAAAGCGGCGGCCGAAGAAAGCAGAGGACACCGGUACGGCAAGAGACAGGUUGAUAGCGAUGAUGAGGAGGAGGGGGAUUCGUCCGAGGACGACGAAACAACCAAAGCAUCAAAACCUCUACGAGGCUCUUUUGUCACUGUCUACCCGAACGUCGCCCCUUCCAACCUCUACUGCGUCUGGGUCGACGAUGCCCCCUCCGCCUUAAUGCCGGUGAGCGCCGCCAACAGCCGCCCUCAAACACUCGAGGAAGCUGUCGCCGAAGCACGCAGGGCCAAAGGAAUAUACUACCGCAUCGAAGACCUGGGGAUCCAGGCGGUCAACACGGUCCUCAAAUACCGCGCGCAAGAAUGGGCCGUGGCAACCGGCGUGCUCGGCGGACUCGCCGGCGGCAUGGUAAUCAUUGCCGCCGAGGCCCUCUUGAAGUCCACUGCGGCAGAGCGCACCGAGGUUUUGGAAAAUAUUCGAUCACACCUCGCUCAAUUCAAGUUGGCCGCCAGACACAACUUUGAGGCCAGCGUGCCUCAUCAUCUGGACACGCUCCGCGGUUUGCUCCAACACUCGGGCCAGCUCGUCAAGACGGCCGUUAUGCGCGCCGCUUCUUCUCUUCCUCUUUCUCCUUCGGCGGCGCUGGGAGUGCCUCUACAUGGCAUUCGCGAGCGGUACUCGGCUGCAGAGCCGACCACCACCACUUUGACCAGAACAGUUGUGGACUGGACGGUAGUGACGGUUGAACCGCCGUUGGGUGCUGUUGGUGAAGGGAUUGAACGGUUGUCUGCUGCAGUAACGGGGCGGAAUUUGUAG